AGUCACGCACAUUGUCACAAUUUGACAGGUGCCUACCUGGUCGCGUACAGUCAUAGUUUAUGAAAUAUUUCAAGCAGAACUCACAAAGAUGUAUAAUUGGCGUAAAUUCGGGAGGCGCUGAAAACAUUUGUGUUCAUAUUAAGAACAGGAAUUCGGAAACAGCAAUCAAGUUUCGUUUGUGUGGUGGCCUAGCAAAACCAGAUUAAUGUGGUCGCACCACCAGAGGGAGAAGUCUUCAUUAGGACUCUGAACCAGACCGAAGCGGAUUAGACUGGAUUUUGAGCAGGCUAUUAGAAAGGCAGUUAUCACAUUAGAGAAACAUUGAUUCAAGUCGUGGAAAUGAAUUCAUUGCUGUUAGUUAACUUGUCAGCGUUUGAGUGAUAUCAGCCCUCUGUUAAUAAUGGACACAAUUGCACAGGUUUUUAAAAAGGAAAGCUAAAGAGCCUUGGCGUGUGUUGAAAUGCAACAAUAUCCAUUAACAGCUUUAUUGGAUCUGUGAAGCUGUUCGAACUUUCUGAAAAUGGAGAUACGAUGUCUUGCAAGCAUGACCAACGCGGACUCUCUUCUCCCGUUGCCAUUACUACGGCUCAUGGUCCCUCCGCUGAGGUUGCUUGCAGCAGCCAUGUGGCAAGUGGCACAGCAAAGGCAUGUGGAACAUUAUGGGAUGCUAGAAGAGUUUGUUACCUCAGUUACAGAGAGUGUUCCAGAGCUGCUGAGCUAUCGUCAAAGGGCCCAGCUGAUUUUGGGCUUGAGAGCCAGGUUAAUUUUGGAGCUGUGCCGUGGAGAAAACCCAGCCGAUCUGAAAACCCUUCAGUCCCACCUAGAUCGCAUCCGAGCCCCACCUGUUCACGCCAUGAACAGUGAGGUUUGUGAUGAGGAAGUAGAAGAGUCUGAGACCAAUUUUUUGGUGCUUGUCCAGACUCUGCUGAAAGAUCCUGCAGAGAGGGAGCACUUCUUUCAGAAUAUCUUCCCAGUGGAAUAUGGCUAUGAAUAUGACAAAGCGUUACAGAGGCUCAUGUUGGAUUUCCUCUCCAGAUUGGAACAUCUUUUACCAGUGCCAGAUCUUACACAGAUGGUGUCCUGGCUUAGCUGCAACCCCUCAAGCUUGGAAGAGUGUUUGCAGUCUGUCCCACUUACAAACCAAACCAAGACCCUGCUGGAACACCACAGGAUCCGUGGUCAUCUGCAUUCCACUGAUUCACUUCCAUCCACUGGCGAUGACUACAUCCUGUCCUCCUUGUCCCUCCCACCCCUCGUCCGAGUGGUGAUUGCCACUGAACAGGCCGACUCUGGUGAUGCGUCAGAUGCCAUGUCUGCUGUGGGUGGCCUGAACAAAGAAGACUUCCUGGACUAUCCGGUCGACCUCUCCAAAGACGACAAAAGUAAGAUAAAAGGAGUCGCAAAAGGGAUAGAUGAACGUGGUUCCAAAUUGAAGGGGGACAGUGCAGAAGGAGACGCCUCAGAAUGUGGGGAGCAUGAAACCCCUCGUGGUGCUCAACCCCCAGCUUACUCGAGCCCAUCUCUCUUGGACCUCUCACUGAAGCGUUCUAUAGCUGGGAUCGGAAAUGGUGGACAGUGCACAUCAGAGGAAAGCGCUGUGGCCAAUGAAUACCUGAAGAAGACUUUGAAUGGUCAUGAGUUUGCAACGAAGAGGAAAAUGACUCUGGAAAACCGCUCUGAGGUGCUUCUGAAACGGUCAGCAGAGUCUCCACUUAUGAGGGAUUGUGAGGAACCCAGUGCAGAAUGUUCUUUCAUCUACUCCUGGGGAGGAUACACAGACCUUCAGGAUGUGCCGCAACACACAAAUGAUGUCUCGAAAAUCCCAUGGUCUGAUCAAGAAACCCUCAACUUGAUAGACAUUUGGGGAAAAGACAGCAUCCAGCGAAGCUUGAAGGACUGUGUUCACAAUAGGCAUAUCUUCAAUGUGAUCUCCAAGAAGAUGUUGGAGCGUGGUUAUUUGAGAACCGCAGAACAAUGUCACACCAGAAUCAAGCGGCUAAAAAUGAGUUUCAAGCAGUGCUAUGAAAACAAUAUCAAUGGUGGAGAUAGGUUGGAGUGUAAAUUUUACGACCAGAUGGAGAGAAUACUGGUGACUGAAGGAUCCUCCUCAAUGCCUGAGGUCACAUAUGAUGUUCAAGAGAUCAUAGUAGGAGACCAACUACCGGAGGAUCAGACAACAAGAGAAGCACAUGAUGAAGAGAGCGAUUUGAAGUUCCUUGGUCACACCGGCAUGGAAGGUACAAAAAAUAUUCCAUGGACCGACCAUGAAACUCAGACCCUUAUUGACAUCUGGGGAGAGGAUCGCAUACAGAGGGACUUGAAGGGCAUUCACCGCAACGGACACAUUUUCUCCAUGAUCUCCAAAAAAAUGUCCACCUUUGGAUAUAUCAGAACGGCCGAGCAGUGCCAGUCAAGGGUGAAGAGGCUCAAGUUAAGUUUCCGGCAGUGCUAUGAGAACAACCAUAUCCCUGGAAAAGAGAGAGUUGAAUGCAAAUUCUAUGACCAACUGGAGAAACUGCUAGUUAAUGAAUUACCCUCCUAUGUAGAAGCACUCAGUACUGACCAGGACACAGACGCAGAAGCCAGAGACUCUGGAGACACAGAGAAUGAUUUUCCUGUCUACUCGUACCGGGAGAUUGAGGCGGCGGUCAAUACGACGGACGAGCGUAAGAAGGUGCCCUGGUCGGACAGCGAGACGCUCAUCCUGCUGGAACUGUGGGGGGAUGAGAAGGUGCAGAGGAACCUGCAGCGCUGUCCGCACAACGGCCACAUCUACUCCGAGAUAUCGGAGCAGCUGAAUGCUCACGGCUACUCGCGCACCUCAGAGCAAUGCCACACGCGCAUCAAGCGGCUGAAGCUCAGCUAUCGGCAGUGUCGAGAAAGCAUGAGUUCAUCAGAGGCUGAGCACGUGGAGUUUAAGUUCUAUGAUCUGAUGGAGGAAAUCUUGAACAAGUAUCCCUCCUCAAAAAAGGCAGCGGUGCAAGACUUCAUCCCUGAUUCCCACUCAGAGAAAGGUGAUUCACACGUGCCUGGCAGCCACAUGUCCCCCGACAAAUCCUCGUCGGGCUCCUGGUCAGACCCCGAGACGCUGGCGCUGAUUGACAUCUGGGCCCAAGACGAAGUCCAGAGGGGCCUGAAGGGUGUGGUGCACAAUGGCCAUGUGUUUUCAGACAUAUCUCAAAAGAUGCACGACCUGGGAUACUCCAAGACGCCAGAGCAGUGCCGCUGGAAAGUGAAAACACUGCGACAGAACUUCCGUCAGUGUUAUGAAAGGAAGAAAUGCGGCAGAGACAAAGUGGGAUACAAAUUCUACGAUCAGCUCGAGCAAGUUCUUGGGUAUGAGGCGCUCUCCAUAGAUGUCUUUGAUGACAAGGAUGACCAAGAACAAGGAACGGACAGCAUCAAAUUUACCCCUUGGUCAGAGCCGGAGACUUUGGCCCUGAUCGAGAUCUGGGGCAACAAGGAGGUCCAGCAGAACUUGCGGGGCUGCAUCCGAAAUGGCCACAUCUUCGCUGAGAUAUCAGAGAAGAUGGCCGCCAUGGGAUACCCCAAAACUGCGGAGCAGUGUCACAAGAGAGUGACAAAGCUGCGGAAGACAUACCGCCGCUGUAGCAACAGCAUGAUACAUGGCGGGAAACCGGUGCUCUUCAGGUACUACAGGUUCUUGGAGCCAAUUCUGGGCCAUUUAAGCUUCUCAAACGACACUGGGGAUUUAAGCGUUGAUGCAUCAGUAGACACCACAGCUGACUCUGAUCAGGAAACAGUUUCAGAAUCCCAGCGAGCAGCCAGGAGAGCUGUGGCAGAGUCCAGUCGCAAGAUGCCCUGGUCUGACCGGGAGACCAGGGCCCUGCUGGAUAUUUGGGGGGAAGACCGCAUCCAGUACAACUUGAGAGGCUGCCUCAAGAACAAGCACAUCUUUAAGCACAUCUCCAAGAGACUGAUGGCUCAAGGCUUCAUAAGGACGGCCGAGCAGUGCCAGACACGAGUAAAACGACUCAAGGCCAGGUUCUACCAUGAGAAGGAGGAUUGUAAGUUCUAUGAACAGCUGGAGCAGAUAUUCCUGAAGGAGAUCUCCAUGAAUAGCUUGCCAGAGGAUAUGGAUAUGACAGGAGAGCUGGAGUCUUUCACAGAUUCUGACCCAGAGUCACCGGCCCCUGCUGCUCUUCGGACCCCUGAGGGCCCAAAGCUGCCAUGGAUGGACAGCGAGACCCAAGUCCUGAUCGACAUCUGGGGGAGUGAAGCCAUCCAGAGCAGCCUGAGGGGCUGUGUGAAGAACAAGCAUAUCUUCACCCAGAUCUCGCAUGCCAUGGCCGAGAGGGGCUACACACGGACAGCCGAGCAGUGCCAGUCCAGGGUGAAGAGGCUGAAGGCCAGCUACCGCCAGUGCACUGAGAGCCAAAGGAGUGGAGGAGAAUGGAUUGAGUGUAAAUUUUAUGAUCAGCUGGCGGGGAUAUUUGGAAGUGAGCGUUCAGCAGCAGAUUCCAUUUCUACUGAGACCCAGCCCAUGGCUGUGGAUGAGGCAGAUGUUGGGCCGGAGAAAGCCACACAGAAUAACAUCAGUGUCUUUCCCGGCUUCGAAGACUUGAUUGUCCUUUCUUCUAUUGACUCAGCAGAAGCAAUCAGUCUGAACCUCCGGCGGACCACCAGUGAGGCCACGCCUCUCUUUGACACCAUUGGCGGAGAAGAGGGCCCAGAGGAUGUGAAGAGCCUCUCAGUCAAGACUGCUAAGCAGAGACAGGACAUGGGGGAAAGUGAGCAGGGUCACACAAGGCUGAGACGACUGAGAAGGAGCGCGAGGGAGACCCGAGCGAGCAGCAGCAAAGCACAAUGACACAUCACCUACCCCCUAGUCAUAGUCUGUGGCCACUUAACUUAGUUGUAACUUAUACAAGAUUGAGACUGAAGGUGCCAUGUGACUGAUAGGACAUGAUCAUGGGUAAUCCCCUUACCUGCUUUAUUUAAAUGAUACAUUGUACAUCUAGAUGCAAAAGAUGUAGAGAAUAGUUAUGUAAGUAGUAGGGACAAUUGCUAUUCCAGUAAUCCAGUUUAUCAGCUUCUUCUUCCUGUUAACAUGGAGUUGAGUAGAAUGUUAGUUCAUAAAAUAAUAGUCUGAAAUGGUUAUGACAAGUCCAAACUUCAUCCAACCAAGAGUUCCUGGAGUUUACCCAGAGAUGGCACUGAAGCCAUUAUGAAUUGCUUACCAUAUUCUUAGUAUACUAGUACCAACACACCAUUGUGGAAUUAUUGUCGUUGUAUCUUGCACAUUCUGUGACUACUAGUUAAACCAUUAGUGAGGUACAUGUGAAGGGAUCUACUGUCAAUGAGGUAUAAAUGAACCUCAGAACUCAGGCCAUUAGUGUAGUUUGGUUCUGUAUGUGGCCUCCACCUGAGUGGCUCUGUGUACGUCACUUAAGGUCUGAGUUCCAAGAGGGGAAAAAAAGCAGCUUUUGGGGAUAUUUUGCCUUUACUUUGGGGACAACACUGAAGGGAGCUGAAGCUGUUCGCCCCUCUGUGACUUUCUAAUCCAGAAUAUAUAUCCUUAUCUGGUUCAUGGCUCUCAGCUUUCUGGUCUGAGGUCAUACCUUGUGAAAGCCCCUGCCUUUGCCCCGUUUUAGACUGUGUUGAAAUGUAUGCAUUUCCCGUUCUGAAAUUUCAGAGAGGGGGUUGUGACACAUGAAUGUAUUUAUGUUCUUAAGAAUUCAAAAAAAAAAUAUGUAAGAGCACUU
Messenger RNA from Clupea harengus (Atlantic herring), 5726 nucleotides. RefSeq lists its product as uncharacterized. Lineage: Eukaryota; Metazoa; Chordata; Actinopteri; Clupeiformes; Clupeidae. Gene Ontology annotation, cellular component: shelterin complex. The record is from RefSeq and is a predicted model, not a curated record. Gene Ontology annotation, biological process: regulation of telomere maintenance via telomere lengthening; telomere capping. Gene Ontology annotation, molecular function: telomeric repeat DNA binding.